AUGUGGGAGCUUGAAGUGCAGCACCUAACACAAUGCUGUAAGGAAUAUCCCGCGACUGCAAGGCCGGGCCUUAAAGGUGUUUCAUAUUUAAAAGAAACGUUUCGUAAUUGCAGCGAAAGAAAUCAUCAGUCCAUAUUCAGUAUUGAAGUUUUCGCUGCCCGACGCAAAUAUGGUAUGGAAGUGGACCGAUUGUACAUGUUCAAAGAAGGUGGGGUGGAGGUGGAUGGAUGGACAGGAAGGAGGAACAGGCGAGUGGUAAUAAGUGGGAUUAAGUGGACACUGGUGUCUCAAAUGGAUGAUUGGAAAUCGAGGACAAAAAUUAGUGUUCUUGCUGCUUCACUGGAUGUCAUCAUGCUUUGGUCCAUACGCAAACGAAUAGGAUUGAUCAAUUGUAAAAUUACGGCUGCAAUCUAA
Molecule: messenger RNA, 414 nt
Organism: Brugia pahangi
Lineage: Eukaryota; Metazoa; Nematoda; Chromadorea; Rhabditida; Onchocercidae
Source: the annotation of a GenBank genome assembly